Messenger RNA from Pelodiscus sinensis (Chinese soft-shelled turtle), 2071 nucleotides. The record is from RefSeq and is a predicted model, not a curated record. NCBI's taxonomy places the organism in Eukaryota, Metazoa, Chordata, Testudines, Trionychidae.
UAUUACUUUCUGUAACAGACUAACUUGGCUACCCCCUGAAAAUCCGUAGUGGAGGCAGAGUUACUUUGUUAGAAAGUGAAAUUAGCAAGAUGGGAACCCAGAAUGGCUACCAUAAUAAAAUAAAUUCUAUCGUGUCCUUUACCUCAAGUGAUAGUGCAAGGCCUAAUCAGUUCAUAUUUGUCACGGACUGGAAAAUAUUCAGAAGGACUGAGUGUGACAUAUUAAUAUACAAAAUGUAUACUUUUAAAAACAAAUAUUGACGUUUUUCUUCUGAUGUUUACAGCAAAAUCUAAAUCAUACUGGGCCCUGAACUGCAGUCAACUCAGUGUCAGUAUACCAUUGCGACUACUGAGAACUCCACUGAAGUCUCACGUUAUCAGUGUGGUUUUAAUCAAACAUACUAUAUUAAUAUUGAAAUUUGCAAAUGCAAUGGAAGACAGCAAGACUGAAGAGGUGCUAGAUAUUCUUCGACUUAACGUGGGAGGGUGUGUGUAUUCAGCCAGACGCAAAUCUUUAUGCCGCUUUAAGGAUUCAAUGCUAGCAUCUAUGUUCAGUGGACGUUUUCCUCUAAAAAUAGAUGAAUCUGGGGCUUGCCUUAUUGAUCGAGAUGGAAACCUGUUUGAGUACCUUUUAGAUUAUCUUCAUGGAGAAGUUCGGAUACCUGAGGAUGAACAAACGCGAAUUGCGUUGCAGGAAGAAGCAGAUUACUUUGGAAUCCCUUAUCCUUACAGUCUGUCUGAUCACUUAAGCAAUGAAAUUGAGACAUAUUCUUUAAGGUCAAAUAUAGAACUUAAAAAGGCUUUGGUAGACUUCUGUGAUUCUUAUGGCUUAGUCUGCACCAAGCCUACAGUUUGGGUUCUACACUACCUCAACACAUCUGGAGCAAGCUGUGAGAGUAGAAUUAUUGGUGUGUUUGCCACAAAAGCUGAUGGCACUGAUGUACUUGAUAAGGAACUGGGAGGAAGAAUAAAUAAUAAAAAUAUGUACAAAAGAGUGGCUGGAAGUAAUGUCCAAUACAUCUGGAGUUAUUAUUCAGUGAGUGAACUGAAAAAGAUGAUGGAUGCUUUUGAUGUCUGGGAAGGGAAAGGAACUUCAGGUUUCAGCUACUGGAGAAUGCCCCAGCUGAUUGAAUGUUGGACUCUUGAAGAACGCCCUUUAAAAGGAAGUCUACAUCACAUGUCUCCAGUUCGUAAAAGACGAUUAAUAGACUUUACUGAAGAGGAGGAAGAUGGCCAGAACUUUAAAGCUGGUCCUAAACCAAUUAGAUUUUCCGGUCCCUCAACAAGUACCCGCAUCAAAGUCAAGAACUCAUCUUCAUUAAAGGUAGCUGCCAGUAACACACCUUCACAUUCUGUGGUAACUUUUAAGCGACCGAGCAGCGAUAGUUUGAUACAGCGCAAAGUAGUGCUAAAAACUGAAUCUCCAACAUGCAUAUCAUUGCCUACAAGUUCUCAGGCAUCUUAUGAAACUGAAGAUGUUGAAAAUGAGGCAACAUAUCAAACUACCUUCAACACUUCAAUGUUUAAGAAACCCACAGCCACUCGUGUGGUAAAACUGAAGCGGACUCCACUGUGUAUUGCAUCACCAUCUCAGGCAUCUUCCUCACCGAGUACAACAGGUGAGCAGGAAGUUCCUGCUGUUGAAAGUCCUACUACUUCUACAUCACUAAGAGAGGGAAAAAAUCGGAUAUAUCAACAAUGAAUAGGAAGAUCAAUAACAAUUUGGAGAAUGACAAACUUGAUGAUAAUAUUUAACUCCUUAGUCCAGGGAGCAGAGACUUCCAAGCAUGAUCUGCUAAAAGAAAAGUUUCUGACUCUCGUGUCAAGGGACAAACACACAUCUGGGACUAUAAUUUAUUGCUAGAACUGGUAAGAAAUCAUGGAGAAAAAUAGUAAAAAAUACAUGAGCAAAAGGUUUUAAAAUGUGUAGUUAGUUGUGAGUGUUUUUACUUUUAACCUUUUGGGACGGGGGCAGGAUGUGUGGAUUUUGAAAAAUAUUUUUGCAAUACACUCUCAUAGACUCAUAGACUUUAAGGUCAGAAGGGACCAUUAUGAUCAUCUAGUCUGACCCC